Aspergillus pseudoviridinutans is the source of this 1002-nucleotide messenger RNA. RefSeq lists its product as uncharacterized. Gene Ontology annotation, biological process: proteolysis. The transcript has 2 exons. The record is from RefSeq and is a predicted model, not a curated record. Gene Ontology annotation, molecular function: metallopeptidase activity. NCBI's taxonomy places the organism in Eukaryota, Fungi, Ascomycota, Eurotiomycetes, Eurotiales, Aspergillaceae. Bases 1 to 1002 code for a protein of 333 amino acids.
AUGUCUUCAGAACGAAGAUGCUCCCAUUCUUCUAUGUGUUACAACUCCUCUCCUCAUGCUGCUGAAGUAGGUUAUAAACAACCAAGUCUGAAGCAAAGGACGGCGGCCACAAGACCCACAGGAUCCCAAGGACAACAUGGCCGUAUUGAUCCAAGCAUAUUUCCAGCUCCGUUGGUUCUACCUGACGACGACCUUGCACUGGAUCCUGAGUACCCACCGCAAUCUUUUCAAGAGUGGUUGGACGACGAGGAUCGCAACGAAGUCACCUCGGACAGAAGGACAGUCUAUGUUGUUGCGCCACCUGACUAUGACGAAGAUGCCCGUUUCGCGCAGGCAUGGACCUCUCCCAGAGUGGGCAAGGCCCAGCAUCAGUUAGUAAAGCCUACUCCACAAGACAUCGUCAGUUACCUCGCGGCGUUUUACCAUGGGGUCCCCGUCAAGCUCCUUCGAGUACCCGGCUUUCGAUUUGUUCCUUGGGAUGGUCAGGAAUCCAAGAGCUCACCCCGCUUCAUUGGUUUAGCUAUUUCAGACGAAUGCGUUGGCAUUCGGACGCGGGCAUGCCCUGACAAAGUUUAUACUCGUCAAUUGAACCUCGACGAUCUCCUGGAUGUGGCGAUAAGCAUACUUCCCGACGAUGCGUAUGCCUUGUGUCUUCUCAUGAACCAUGAUCUCUAUGAGGACGCUGAUGAUACGUUCGUCUGCGGACGUGCAUACGGUGGAAGCCGCGUCGCAGUUGUCUCCAGCGCCAGGUAUUGUCCGUCCCUGGACCCAACUCAAUCAGUAGAGCGGGAACAUUCGUGGCCAGCAUCACAUUGUGAUGACUACCUCCUCUUACGUGGCGAGUGCCAAAAGGCGGAAGACCGCCAGCGAAUCGUCGUCCUUGGCUGCUGCGCCAUUAACAGCCGCGUUAUCUGCAUUGUCUUCCCUCCCAAAGAUCGAUUCAUCACCACGGUUAUUGUCAUCACUCUGGCUCUCUCGAAUGUGUCGCACGGCAAGCCAUGA